Messenger RNA from Clarias gariepinus (North African catfish), 2960 nucleotides. RefSeq names its product carnitine O-acetyltransferase a (gene crata). Gene Ontology annotation, biological process: carnitine metabolic process, CoA-linked. Gene Ontology annotation, cellular component: peroxisome. Gene Ontology annotation, molecular function: carnitine O-acetyltransferase activity. The transcript has 14 exons. NCBI's taxonomy places the organism in Eukaryota, Metazoa, Chordata, Actinopteri, Siluriformes, Clariidae. Bases 356 to 2212 code for a protein of 618 amino acids. The record is from RefSeq and is a predicted model, not a curated record.
AAUACGGAACGGUUCGCUCUUAGCUCUUUACUCUAUAUCUACUGCUACAUUAUUGUAGCUUAGCAACCUGGUUAGCUAGCUGAUACCUGUGGGCUAAGAGUACCAGUUCCGGCUUAUGUAUCGAACUAACAAAUGAACUCUGAAACUGAGAUCUGAGUGGGAUUUUAUAGGCUUAGUUACUGACACGACAUGAAGCUGACUGUUUAAUCAGAUCAGAUGUUGUUGGAGUCACUAAAGCACUUGGCUGGAAAAUCUAACUUGAGCUGCGUUUGAUUAGCACGUUAGUAAUAAUCAUAAUAGUUUUUAAACCAGCUGUUUAGUUCAAGCACCGCUUAAUCUUUAGGCGAAGGGUGGCAUGGCGAAGCCGUCCUUUCUGGUGAAGCCGGUGUCCGUGACUAAGAUACCCGGUCGUUAUCUGGCUCAUCAGGAGUCUCUCCCAAAGCUUCCAGUGCCUCCACUGAAACAGACAUGUGAUAGAUACCUAACCGCUUUGGAACCUAUAGUGGAUGAAGAGCAGCUGAAACACACGCGCAGACUCUUGGAGGAGUUCCAGCUGCCCGGUGAAGUGGGAGAAAGAUUGCAGAAAAGCCUGGAGAGGAGGGCAAGCAAGCUGGAAAACUGGCUCUCUGACUGGUGGUUAAAGACUGCAUAUCUGGACUACCGAAUGCCUGUGGUUGUCCACUCGAGUCCUGGAGUCGUCCUUCCUCGCUUAGAAUUUAAUGACCAUCUAGGUCAAAUAAGGUACGCAGCCUCAUUGAUUGCAGGGGUUCUGGAUUUCAAAACCAUGAUUGACAAUCAAACGUUACCAGUGGAGUAUCUUGGUGGAAAGCCACUGUGUAUGAAUCAGUAUUAUCAGAUUCUGUCCUCUUGCCGCAUUCCCGGGAUAACAAGUGACUCUGUGGUGAAUCACGCUUCGAGCAGCAGACCUCCUACUUACAUCACCGUAGUGCGCAACUUCCAGUUCUUUGUGUUGGAUGUAUACCACAAUGAUGGCACUCCGCUGACCGUGGAUCAGCUCUACACUCAGCUGGAGAAAAUCUGUAACUCUUCCCCGCAGCCCAGCGAGGACCCGAUCGGCAUCCUCACCUCCAAUCAUCGCGACAGCUGGGGCAAAGCCUACGCCAACCUCAUUAAAGAUAGAAAAAAUAAGGAGUCCGUGCAGAAAAUUCAGACAAGCAUCUUUAUAGUGUGUCUGGACUCUCCAAUGCCACGGGUCGCAGACAAGAUGUACCAUACUCGAGCAGCUUUACAGAUGCUGCAUGGAGGAGGCAGCCAAUGGAAUAGUGGAAACCGCUGGUUUGAUAAAACACUUCAGUUUAUCAUUGGUGAAGAUGGGACAUGCGGUCUGAUCUACGAACACGCCCCUGCAGAAGGUCCUCCAAUCGUUGCGCUGAUUGAUCAUGUGGUGGAGUAUACAAAGAAGUCAGAGAUGAUUUCUUCCCCCCUGGCUCCUCUUCCUGUGCCCCAGAAACUGCGCUUCAACAUCACACCAGAGAUUAAAAGCGACAUUGAGGAGGCCAAGCAAAACAUGAAUUUAAUGGUUCAUGAUUUGGAUGCGAAAGUCGUUGUGUUCACCCACUUUGGUAAAAAUGUUCCAAAGUCAUACAAGAUGAGUCCUGAUGCUUUUAUUCAGGUGGCUCUACAGCUGGCAUAUUACAGGAUGUAUAAGCGUUGCUGUGCCACCUACGAGAGUGCCUCUCUGCGAAUGUUUAAACUUGGCCGAACAGACACCAUUCGCUCAGCAUCCAUUGACUCUGCCAACUUUGUCCGAGCCAUGGAUGACCCUGUCAAGCAGCACCCAGAGAAGGUGACCCUGCUGGAGAAGGCAGUGAAGGCACACAGAGCGUACACAGACAUGGCGAUCCAUGGACAAGCCAUCGACAGACAUUUGCUUGGCCUGAAGCUGCAGGCUGUUGAAGAGUUGUCUGUCCUACCAGAAAUCUUCAAGGACAAGUCUUAUGCCUCAGCAAAUCACUAUAAACUUUCCACCAGCCAGGUCCCAGCUAAGACCGACUGCGUGAUGUGUUUUGGCCCAGUUGUGCCCGAUGGCUAUGGGGUUUGCUACAACCCCAUGGAGAAACACAUUAACUUUGCAGUGUCUUCUUUUAACAGCUGUGCAGAUACCAGUGCCACUCACCUGGCCCACGCUCUCGAGGGUGCUUUGCUGGAUAUGAAGAGGCUGCUGGAUCAGACACUCAAAUCCAAGCUGUAAAUGAAGUGAAACUCACUACUGACUCUGUGGCCAUUUCAUUGAAGUAUUGAGAGGACAUUAAGUCCAAGCUGAAUAACUUUUCAUGAACAGUAUGCCAGUCAUUUUGCACGGAGCCAUUGUUUGGAAUAAUAAGACUUUUUUAUUAGGUUUUACUGCCCUGGUGACUAAAGUAGUCACUUGAAGCAGAUGGCACUUAAUUGUUUUGUUUUUUCCUCAGAAGUAGGAAUAAAAUAACUCAUAAAAUUUCAAACAAAUUUAACAAAACUCUUAAGAGACUACUGGCAUUCAUUCAUUUCAUCCUUUGUACAAUAGAGCUAACAGCUGUUUAAUUUCUUUUUUUCCUAUUGAUUUAAUUUUUAAAUCUUAAAACCUAAGUAGGAUUUUAAAUGUCAUUAUUUACCACUAUGCCAAUUUUGUGUGCGCAUAUGUAUAGAGAGCGUAUAUAGAUGUGAAAUUUAACUUAGCGAAUCAGAUUAUUACUAUAUACUUUAAUAAUGAGCCAGAAUGAUGUUUUUUGACCUAUGUGCACAAUGAUUUGCACAGACUGUAAAUUAUUUAACAUUCUUGUUAUAGCGAGUACCAUGUACUGUAUUUAGAGAUUGUAAUCGCUACAGCACUGCAUAAACAACUUUUAUUUUAUUUUUGUAAUUAAUGUGUAACUUGUAACUUCUACAAGUGCUGAAAUAGUUAGUUCUCUGCAACAAUUAAUUUCUAAUAUUCAUUCUUAUGUUCAGCAAUAAACGAAGUU